AUGGCGUCUACACUGCGCUCCAACGGCUCAGUCUACCGCCCCGACAAGUUCGCUAUCAUGGACGCCUACGACAACACAACGGCACCGGACCCGCUGAGGAUGUUCUCGGUGGACUGUUAUGUGUACGAUGGGACGUCGGCGUGGGUGUACGAGGCGGGAGAGAAUUCCAGACAUCCUCAUGCUUUUUUGGCGGAUUUCAUGAGUGUUAUGCUUGAGCGAAGGGCUACGCCGGAUUAUGCUAGUAGACUCGCGGAUGCUAAGUACUAUCAGGAUAAGUUGAGUGCGUUGGAGGAUGGGGAGGAGAAGAAGUAG
Molecule: messenger RNA, 312 nt
Organism: Parastagonospora nodorum SN15
Lineage: Eukaryota; Fungi; Ascomycota; Dothideomycetes; Pleosporales; Phaeosphaeriaceae
Exons: 1
Coding region: 1-312 (103 amino acids)
Source: RefSeq, a predicted model, not a curated record